AUGUCGGUUCCCAAGGCAGCUAUCCCCAGUUUGAUCCUUCAUGGUACGGACCACUCAUCUGUCAACGCCAAAGAAGUCGUGUUCGGCUGGUUCUCAAAGCUAGAGAAAGUGAUAGAGUCUGGCAGUUACGAUCGGAAAGACGACAUCUUCUUAAAUGACAGCUGGUGGAGAGAUGUAGUUACGCUCUCUUGGGCCAUCCGGUGCCUGCACGGAGAUCAAAUCACGGAAUGUCUAAAGCAGGCUCAUGAGGUUAAGCUUUCAGACUUGAAACCUGCGACGAGUGGCGUUCUUGUUCCUCAGCUGGUGGAUAUGGGGCCGUUCACACUUGUUGAGACUGCAUUCACGUUUCAAACUAAGUACGGCUCGGGCUCUGGAUACUUGCGGCUUGGGAACACCGCACCGGGCACGUGGAAAGCAUGGAUAAUUCUCACAAAGUUGGAGGAGUUGAGAGGCUAUGAAGAACUCCAUAAGCUUAGUGCCGGCCCGAACUGGUCUUCGCCCUCGGAUGACGCGAAGUACGAGUCGAUGUCUCAGCAGAGACCCCGAGUUCUUAUUAUCGGUGCUGGACACAGCGGUUUGUCCUUGUGUGCCAGGCUGAAGCAGUUGGGAGUACCAGCUUUGCUUGUGGAUAAACUUUCCCGGGUGGGAGAGAGCUGGAGACGUCGAUAUAUGAAUCUGACUUUGCACGACCCGAUCUGGGAGAACCACAUGCCAUAUCUUAAAUUCCCCGAAACGUUUCCAACGUGGGUGCCUAGAAAGCAAAUUGCCGACUGGCUUGAGCACUAUCAAGCAAUUAUGCAGCUUCCUAUUCGACUGAAUACCACAGUCACGGAUGCAAAAUGGGACGGAAAAGAGAAACUCUGGACUGUCCACCUGGAGAAGGACGGGACUCAAACCUUCUUGAAAGUUGCUCAUGUCGUGCUGGCGACGGGUUUCCAUAGCGACACGCCGUACGUGCCUCCUUUUGAAGGACUGGAAGAGUUUAGGGGACCGAUCGUUCACUCGACCCAGUAUAAGACGGCUUCGGAAGUCCCAGACUACGAGUCCAAAAGGUGGAUUGUUAUCGGUUCAAGUUCAAGUGGGCAAGACAUAGCGCAGGAUUUAGCUGAAGCAGGAGCAGAUGUUACCAUGCUGCAACGCGACGCGAACAUGAUUUACUCGCUGAAUUCGAAGGUCAAUGUCGUUGGGGCGGCAUACUGCAAACCUGGUAUUUCAACAUCCGAAGCUGAUAUCUUAGCGGCCAGCAUGCCAAUCCCUGUUGCUGCCACAUUGAUGGUAGGGGCCACUCAAAUGAUUUAUCAAAUGGACAAAGAACUCCUCGACCGGGUGGGAAAAUCGGAGUUUAAAUUUCUUACGGGAGUCGACGGCCGAGGACUUCUGGAUCUAAUCCUGACGAAAGGGGGCGGCCAUUACCCGGACCAAGGCAGCUUGAAAUACAUUGCAGAUGGAACAAUCAAGGUCAAGCAAUGUUACGACGGCAUUAAACGUCUGACUUCGAAAGGUGUUGUUCUUGCAGACGGACGUGAGAUAGAGGGCGAUGCUAUCGUCAUGGCAACUGGUUACAUGCAUGCGGAUCAUACCUUGCGGAAAGUAUUUGGAGACGAUUUCGUAGAGAAAUCAGUUUUCGGAGGGAACAUAGUCAAAGACAAUGAGCUCGUUGGGCUUUUUACUUGUAUUGGUCAUCCGGGAGCUUGGUUUAUGGCUGGUUCGUUUGCAUUUAAUCGUCCAGGAUCUUUAAACCUGGCAUUACAAAUUAAGGCAGUCGAGGUAGGACUCAAUCCUGCUCACUAUGCAUCUACCUAAGCGUU
Molecule: messenger RNA, 1808 nt
Organism: Verruconis gallopava
Lineage: Eukaryota; Fungi; Ascomycota; Dothideomycetes; Venturiales; Sympoventuriaceae
Exons: 6
Coding region: 1-1803 (600 amino acids)
Molecular function (GO): flavin adenine dinucleotide binding; monooxygenase activity
Source: RefSeq, a predicted model, not a curated record